CUGACUGAAGCAAUGUCGCCGAGGUGAAGGCACCGAGCUGUGGUCGGGAGUGCGCGGCGGCUCGGGCCGGGUGGAAGCUCCGCUUCGGGAGGCUUCAUGGAGAAACCGGCGCCGAGAGGACGGGGCAAGCCCGUGAUAGCAGUCAAUGGUUCCGAGCUGAAAGAUGGGCUGAAAGUACCCAGAGUUUUGUAUCUCAUUGAAAACAAAGGUGAAUAUGAAUUGUUCAUCUCUGCAACUUCAGAAGCUAAUGUUGGAACUAUCGCAUGUCAAACAGUGAUCCCCAUUAAUAACCAGUUUCACAUUAUACAAGAGGCUGAGGAAGCUCUUUUAAUUGAUGACCCUUUUACGCGUUUAUGUAGGGUCCGUAUACAAGGGGGCCAAACAAGCUACCUUUUUGAGCUGCCAGAUGAUGAAUACUGUCUCACUUUCCUCACUGAAGUGAAAAGGAUCCAACAAGCUUUAACUAAAAGCAUUGGAGCUGAAAAGGUAAUAAAGGAUCCAUUUGGAAUGGAAUCAGCAAGUUGGCCCCAAAUGUUGGAUCCAUUGCAUGGCAAACCAAGUGGAGCAGUUAACUCAGAAUUUAGGUUUGACGAUGAUUUCAGUGAUAUUCUAAAUCUGGAGAAGAAAAACCAACAGAACCAAACUGGAAGCAAUUUUACAGCUGUGGCAGUGCCCCCUCGGAUAGAACCAACUACUGAGAAGGAUAUACCACGAAAUGGGCAACCAAGAGUAUCCAAUACCAUGAGAAAGCUGUUUGAGCCAAGUAAUCAGUCUGGUGCCAGAGAAGGCCUGAUUAAGCAUUACCUUGUUCGGCGGGAGAGAGAAUACGUCAACAUUCACAAUUUUAGAUUUUUUAUUGGCACCUGGAAUGUGAAUGGGCAAUCUCCUGAUACUAGUUUGGAUCCAUGGCUCCGUGCUGACCCUCACCCACCUGAUGUGUACUGUCUAGGUUUUCAGGAGUUGGAUCUGAGUACCGAAGCUUUCUUUUACUUUGAAUCUUCCAAGGAACAAGAAUGGCUGAGUGCUGUAGAAAGAAGUUUGCACCACAAAUCCAAAUAUUACAAAAUUAAAUUGAUUCGUUUAGUUGGAAUGAUGAUGAUCAUAUUUGUUAAAAAGGAGCAUGAAAAGUACAUAAGAGAUGUGGAAGCAGUGUCAGUAGGGACAGGAAUCAUGGGAAAGAUGGGUAAUAAAGGUGGAGUGGCAGUGCGGUUUGUCUUUCACAACACAAGUUUCUGCAUAGUGAACUCUCACCUAGCUGCUCAUGUGGAGGACUUUGAGAGACGAAAUCAGGAUUACAAAGAUAUCUGUGCACGCAUGAUUUUCCAAGUAGCUCAGCAGAAUCAACCAUCUAUAAGCAUUAGUAAACAUGAUGUUGUUAUUUGGCUCGGGGAUCUGAAUUACAGACUCUGUCUCCCAGAUGCCGGUGAAGUGAAGGCAUUGAUAGAAAAGCAAGAUUUGAAGAAACUUUUGGAAUAUGACCAAUUAAAUAUCCAACGCAAAACUAAGAAAGCAUUUGCAGACUUCAAUGAGGGAGAAAUUCAUUUCAGACCAACUUAUAAGUAUGACACCAAAUCUGAUCGAUGGGACUCAAGUGGCAAGUGCCGUGUCCCAGCAUGGUGUGAUCGCGUGCUCUGGAGAGGUGAAAGUGUUCAUCAGAAAAGUUAUCGAAGUCACAUGGAGCUUCGAACUAGUGAUCACAAGCCUGUCAGUUCACUCUUGGAUAUUGGGGUGAAAAUUGUAGAUGAGCAGAGAUACAAGAAAGUGUUUGAAGAUAUUGUUCGAGUGAUGGAUCGGAUGGAGAAUGAUUUCUUACCUUCUUUAUGCCUUAGCAGAAGAGAUUUUACCUUUGAGGAUGUUAAGUUCCGACAGCUGAAAAGGGAAAAGUUUCAGAUAACCAAUGAUGGGCAAGUGCCAUGUCAUUUCUCCUUCAUUCCUAAACUAAAUGACAGUCAUUACAGCAAACAAUGGCUGCGAGCAGAACCUUGUGAAGGCUACCUUGAGCCGAAUGAAUCUGUGGAUAUAUCACUUGAAGUUUAUGUUAGUAAGGAUACUGUGACAUUAUUAAAUUCAGCUGAGGAUAAGAUUGAGGACAUCUUGGUUUUGCAUCUGGAUCGGGGAAAAGAUUACUUCCUUACUAUUGGUGGUAACUACCUGCCAAGCUGCUUUGGUACAUCACUUGAAUCAUUGUGUCGAAUGAAGAAGCCAAUAAGAGAAGUGCCCAUCACCAAGCUUAUAGACCUGGAGAAAUCUCGUUUAGAACUUGUCUCAGUGGAUAAUGCAGGAACUGACAAUAGACCUCUGCAGAUUCCGAAAGAAAUUUGGUUGUUGGUGGAUCAUCUCUUUAAAAAUGCAAGUCAACAGGAGGAUUUGUUCCAGACACCUGGUACACAGGAAGAACUUCAACAGAUUUUUGACUGCUUGGACAUGAGCAUUCCACAAACUAUUCCUGGCAGUAAUCAUUCAGUAGCUGAAGCUUUGCUCAUCUUCCUUGAAGCACUUCCAGAGCCUGUGAUAUGUUAUGAGCUGCAUGUUCGAUGCCUAGAAUCCUCAUUUGAUAAUCGCAGCUGUAGACAGUUAAUAUCUCAGUUGCCCCGCAGUCACAGAAAUGUGUUCAAGUACUUGAUGGCAUUUCUGCGGGAAUUGUUGAAGCAUAGUGAAGAAAACAAGCUUGAUGCUAGGAUGUUAGCUACCCUCUUUGCAAGUCUUCUUUUGAGACCACCACCAAAUUUAAUUGGGAGGCAAACCCAGAAUGAUCGCCAACGUGCUGUGGAUUUCAUCUAUGGCUUCCUGACCAGUGGAGAUGAUGACUAAAUGCUAGACAAACAUAUCAGCACACCUUCACUACACUGUGACAGUAGCUGCAUUUGUUAAAGUAGUGAUUGAAUGAUACAGGUGAUGAGACCUAUUUUUUCAGUGCAUUUCAGUAUUGACCAGAGUGAAAUAAGACAGCUGCUUAAUCUUUUUCUCAUUAAGUAGCUAAGAAUGCUUGUCACACUGUGGCCUGGUAUAACCAUACACGUUUUGAGCAGUUGCAUUACUCGUGUCAAUCUGAACUUUCAUCCAACUAUUAUAUCUUUUUCUAGUAAUGUGUUUAAAAAUCUGUAUUUACUUCCAAGUUAGUUCAGGUUAAGAGUGGGAAUCUUUUAUGUAAUUGAAAGUGACUGAAGGGUGUUGUCUCUGGUGAAACAGGUACAGGGUCAAUCACAGUACAUGAAACCUGUAUAUGCUUCCACCGUUGAAAUGCAGUACUCCUAAUUGUAGCAGUACAUAGAAAAUGGUCUGAAAUAGCCUCAAAUAAAUACAAACAGUAAAUUAAUGCAUUGAGUAAUAAUGCUUCAAUCUCCACAAUUGUGCUGGUUCUUGUGUCUACUUAAAAACAGAAUGCUACAUUGUGUCCUGAGUAAAAGUACUUUGCAUAAGAGAUUAUUCAAAGCUUUUAGCCUGUACACCCAAAUAAAGAAGACCACAUGGAAGCAGCAGAUUAUUAGGAAGACAGAACAAAUGCUUUAAUUUUCAGGGAUAGAAUUUCUUUAAUAUAUAUCAUAAUAUUUGUUCUUUGAAAUAUGACUAAUGCAUAAAGUUUUUUAAAGUUCCAGAAUUCUUGAUGCCCUUAAGCAGAAUUAGACCAGCAAAUAUUCGACUUGUCUGCAGAGUUCAUGCAGAGAUUCUGUACAAGUUUUGCAAAAUUCUAUUCAAGAAAUGGAUGUAGCAAUGGUUACUUGUUCUUUUCAUAUUGAUUGAAGAUUACAUUUGUGAUAUACAAAUUAUAUAUGCUUUACCUGUGAGGUAACAAUACAGCUUUGUUUUCUAAUUUCUGCAUGAAGAAGUCAAAGCCUACCCUGUCCUGUAAAAGCAAAGGGCAGUCGUCAUGUAAUAUUAGAUUCCAAACCAAUUUUAGACCAUCCACUUCUAGAUCCCAGUGUACAGGGAAUUCAAAUUUAGAUCAGCCUGAGUGAAUGGCUGAAUUUUGGCUGUUGUAAGCUGAAGUGCUCCAGCUCAUCAUCCAGAAUCACAUUUCCUGUUUGCCAAUCAGUAAUAUUGCAGUGCCAUAAACUAUCCUGCCACUUAAGCAGAGAAAAAUGUAUGAAUGUUAUUUUAUUCAAUUGGAAUAAUUUUAAAUUGAAGCCAUGUAUCAUUCAAUCACUAGUAAAAAGCCAUGUGUUAAUCAGUUAAACUGAUGUAUUGUUGCCAGAUCCUAGUCAUGGGGACGCGAGUGUGUACAUAUAUUUAAAAAUCUAUGUCAUAAAAUUUAUGUUACCCAGAGUACUUUCAAUACAAUGUAUACUCCUAAGUAAGGUGCAAAUAUAUUUUUUUUCCAAAAUCAACCAACACCUACUUUUGAUGAGAUGUUUGUAAAUGUCUGUAGAGAUGCCUUGUUUCAAACUCCACAUUCCGUUAUGAACACCUUUGCUGAGAAUAUCAACACUAAGAACCUUUCCACUCAAUUUCAGUUGUUUAAUGUUUUCUCUUCUAAAUGCAUUGCCUAAAUGAUAUGAAGAAUGUAAUACUUACGUACAAUUAAAUUAUUUUUUAGUACAAAUUGGCUUGAAUCUAAGAGUUGAAAGAUAUCAGUUAAUUAGUCCCGAUUGCACAUCAAUUGAAAUGAAAUAUAAUCAGGCAGCUCGAUUUUUGAAGUCACUGAUCGCUAGAAAAGCAGAGGUGUUAAUGUGAAACCUUGGACUGGUAUUUUUGCUAACCUAACCAGGGCAAAUUGAGAUAACUGACAUCAAUCAAAACCAGAAACUAAUUGAAAGCCCAUUAAAUUCCUCCCCUUCAGUGUACUGAACUACUGAAGUGUCUUCGUCUGUUGUUUAAAGGUUUUAUCAUCUUUGUUUUUGUCGUUGUAGUGCCAGGUGUAAGUCAACAGACUUGAUAUACUAAUCGAGAAGCCUAAUUCAAAAGACCAGAUACCAGAGGUAUUCAAUGUCAUUGGUAUGGGGGCAGGUAUUUAGAUGCCAAACUGUGAUUUGCAAUUGUUGUAAUACACUACAAUGUAUACUUCAAUAUUUAAAUUCUUUCAUGAUCUUAGUUAAACUUUCCAAUUAAAAUCAGUUUAAAUCUGUAUCCACAUUAUUUGUCUUUUAUUAAUAUAUAGUUCUGACUUCUCUUGUUUGGACCUUUUGAGUUAUCAGGAAGUUUAUUUUUAUAAUUGACAUCCUCAAUCUCUUAAGGUAUCAAACGUUCGAGAUAAAUGAGGAAUGCAACACAUCAUUUUGAUAGCAAACAUUUAUAAAGUUGUUUUGCUGUGCUAUCUUAGAAUGCAGCCUGAUCAUUGUUAAUUAUGCAAAUAAUUAAUUUAACUAAUAACAUGGUAUAGCUAAUUCCAAUAAUGCAUUUUUAAAAAUGAAACACAAAGUAGUGUGAAGGAAUUGUUACAUUCCAGCAUAUCAAAAUACAAGCUGUUAAUCUUUUGAGGUGGAGAAUUGAAUUGUUCAUUCUGUAGUAUUCCAGGAUGACAUUACAACUAUUGCUUGUUAGUUGUUUGAUAAAGACAGUCCUUGUUCACUCUUCAUAUUGUUUGCUUUGAGUAACAAAAGAAGGCAUGUGUUCAGUUCUGAUAUUCAGGACAUGUAUUCACAAUCUUUGAAAUUGUGUAUAAGAUCAGAUCUUCGAAACUACUUGUUAUAGUUUAAAUUAUUUGUCCUUCAUACUGACCCUUCUGGAAGUAAUGUUUGAUAUGGUACUUUAAUGUAUGUAUUUUCCCUUUUAUUGUAUUAUUUGCAAUGUCAGUGGGUCACCAAUCCAUGGUCUUACAUGUAUUAUAGUACUGUUUUUUGAGCAAUAUGUAUAUUUGUUUUCUGUUAUUUAGGCUAUAAAUAUGCAGCUACUUUGAAAUCCUUUUUGACUAAAAGUAAAACAGCACUCCAUAUUGAAAAAGCAUUUGAGUGUGAAGUUCAGAAAUUUGAGAGAUCCUAUCAUAAAGGAAGGUUAUCUCGGCUGCGCAUUCAAACAAACAACCAUAACAACUUUCAAAACGCUUUGAUUCUUAGAAAUUAAUCCUGUAAACAUAUUAGUUUAUUUUAACAUUAUUUUAUAAAAAUGUAGAUAAUUUUGUGCUUCGGAUUUAGGAAGCAACCUUUUUAGAGUUUUCUAACAAGUCAUUCUUAAGGUGUCUGAAAUGUCUGUAAAGUAGGUGCUGUCUGUCUGCUCGGGUCACAGGUUGGAUAAAAUAGGGUGGUGUCUUCUGUGGGUGGAAGUGAUGUAUUUUGAACUUGACAUCUUUAUUUAUUGACCAAAAACUUAGUGGCCUCAACCAGUUUUAUGUUUAAAAUUUAUGUCACUUAUAUAUAUUGUUCAUAGUAUCUUGCAUGUUAUACUCAGAAGGUUGCUUAAAUCUAUAACACCGAUUAGUUGGAGACUAAAAUAAUCACAAUAGUUAUGUUUUUGGGUAGCAUUUAGUUAACUUUAUCUGCUUGCUGCAACAUUUACCUUGCUCAUGUUUUUUCCUCAGUUCUUUCAGUUCGUCUAGAACCAUACCUAUGUGACCAAAAGAGUAUGAUUGCAGGCCUAUACAAAAUGUCAGCAUUUUGAAACUAAGGUGCUUGUCCUACUGUCAGAGCAUUCCCCCCCACCCCCUCAUUCUUGCAAUAGAGACAUUACUCAGCUUAGAACUUGAGCAGGGUGGAGGAUUAAAUGUACAUAUCACUUGAUGCUGAAAUUUACAGUUCGAAUGCUGAGCAUUGCUGUGCUAGUGUUGUUCAGAUUUUUUUUGUUCCAAGUUGUACUGUAGGAACUGCUCAAUCUACUUUUUAUUGUAAAUGCAAUGUCCUUGUUAUUGAUCAACUGCAUGAUGUUUAAUAAAAUCCACUGUUUCAAA
Molecule: messenger RNA, 6817 nt
Organism: Hemiscyllium ocellatum (epaulette shark)
Lineage: Eukaryota; Metazoa; Chordata; Chondrichthyes; Orectolobiformes; Hemiscylliidae
Gene: ocrl
Product: OCRL inositol polyphosphate-5-phosphatase
Exons: 23
Coding region: 97-2811 (904 amino acids)
Biological process (GO): phosphatidylinositol dephosphorylation; signal transduction
Cellular component (GO): membrane; cytoplasm
Molecular function (GO): inositol phosphate phosphatase activity; phosphatidylinositol-4,5-bisphosphate 5-phosphatase activity
Source: RefSeq, a predicted model, not a curated record